Oryza brachyantha (malo sina) is the source of this 1999-nucleotide messenger RNA. Its product is annotated as glucose-1-phosphate adenylyltransferase small subunit 1, chloroplastic/amyloplastic. Gene Ontology annotation, molecular function: glucose-1-phosphate adenylyltransferase activity. NCBI's taxonomy places the organism in Eukaryota, Viridiplantae, Streptophyta, Magnoliopsida, Poales, Poaceae. The transcript is spliced from 10 exons. Bases 180 to 1691 code for a protein of 503 amino acids. The record is from RefSeq and is a predicted model, not a curated record. Gene Ontology annotation, biological process: glycogen biosynthetic process.
GCACACAUCAUCAGUUUGGAGAGCCGAAAAAAAAGAAAAGAAAAAAGAAAAAGGUGCGAGCUUUUUCACGGCCGCUGAAGCCUCUGCCACUCCACAGUGGUGGUGGUGUCAGUAUCCCCGCGGCUCUCUCCGCCGUUGCUGCGAGCUGUCGCUGCCUGUCCCUGUCCCUCCUCGCUCCCAUGGCGAUGGCGAUGGGCGCCACGGCGGCGGCGUCCUGGGCCCCGAUCCCGGCGCCGGCGAGGGUGGCAGCCGCAUUCUGUCCGGGCGGCGGCGAUCUUGGGGCGGCGCGGCGGCCGCUGCGGGCGGCCGGGGGGACGCGGUUCGUGUUCACGCCGCGGGCCGUGUCGGACUCCCGGAGCUCGCAGACGUGCCUCGAUCCGGACGCCAGCACGAGUGUUCUCGGGAUCAUCCUUGGAGGUGGCGCUGGGACAAGGCUGUAUCCACUGACAAAGAAGAGGGCGAAGCCGGCAGUGCCAUUGGGUGCCAAUUACAGGCUCAUAGAUAUCCCUGUCAGCAAUUGCCUGAACAGCAACGUGUCGAAGAUCUACGUUCUUACGCAGUUCAACUCCGCGUCGCUCAACCGCCACCUCUCGAGGGCCUAUGGAAACAACAUUAGUGGUUACAAGAAUGAGGGGUUCGUUGAAGUUCUUGCGGCGCAGCAGAGCCCAGAGAAUCCCAACUGGUUUCAGGGUACUGCAGAUGCUGUGCGCCAAUACUUGUGGCUAUUUGAGGAACACAAUGUAAUGGAGUUUCUCAUUUUGGCUGGAGAUCACCUGUAUCGCAUGGAUUACCAAAAGUUCAUUCAAGCCCAUAGAGAAACAGAUGCUGAUAUCACUGUUGCUGCACUGCCCAUGGAUGAACAACGUGCUACAGCAUUUGGCCUUAUGAAAAUUGAUGAUGAAGGGAGGAUAAUUGAAUUUGCAGAAAAGCCAAAAGGAGAGAAGUUGAAAUCAAUGAUGGUUGACACUACCAUACUGGGCCUUGAUACUGAGAGGGCAAAGGAAAUGCCUUAUAUUGCUAGUAUGGGAAUCUAUGUUUUUAGCAAAGAUGUGAUGCUUAAGCUUCUCCAUGAAAAUUUCCCUGCCGCAAAUGACUUUGGAAGCGAGGUUAUUCCUGGAGCAACAGAAAUUGGAUUGAGGGUACAAGCUUACUUAUAUGAUGGUUACUGGGAAGAUAUCGGUACUAUAGAAGCAUUCUACAAUGCAAACUUGGGGAUAACCAAGAAACCUGUGCCAGAUUUUAGCUUCUAUGACCGUUCUUCCCCAAUUUAUACGCAACCUCGAUACUUGCCUCCAUCAAAGGUUCUUGAUGCUGAUGUGACAGAUAGUGUUAUUGGUGAAGGCUGUGUCAUUAGACAUUGCACAAUCAACCAUUCUGUGGUUGGACUACGGUCCUGUAUAUCUGAAGGUGCAGUGAUAGAGGACUCUCUGCUAAUGGGUGCAGACUAUUAUGAGACGGAGAAUGACAAGAAAACCCUUUCUGAGACUGGUGGCAUUCCCAUUGGUAUUGGAAAGAAUGCACACAUCAGAAAAGCAAUAAUUGACAAGAAUGCUCGUAUUGGAGAAAAUGUGAAGAUAAUCAAUGUCGACAACGUCCAAGAAGCUUCAAGGGAGACAGAAGGGUACUUCAUCAAAAGCGGCAUUGUCACUGUGAUCAAGGAUGCCCUGAUCCCUAGUGGAACAGUCAUAUAAAGGCGUCAUUCACCAAUGUACAUAAGGUUGGGCCUUGCAGCAUAUGUUGAUCUCAGGUGCACAUCAAGUAAUCAACUUUUUAAGACCGGGGUUCACCAAGCUCUCCAUCAAUUUGCAAAGAUAUCAUAAAAAACAAAUAAAAAAAAUAAAAACAGUGCCCCUCAAGGCACAGUUUUACUGUUACUAGUAUGAGCAGCCGCUCUAGAGACUAGAGGUGUUGUCGAGUCUGAAAACAGCGUCUGAAAUGUGGAUAUUUUGAUGUGUAUAAUCUUAUCCUUUUGCAUGAUCAGAUUUAAAUAUUCUGUGUU